Messenger RNA from Hypomesus transpacificus, 2827 nucleotides. RefSeq names its product eukaryotic translation initiation factor 3 subunit G. Gene Ontology annotation, molecular function: rRNA binding; translation initiation factor activity. NCBI's taxonomy places the organism in Eukaryota, Metazoa, Chordata, Actinopteri, Osmeriformes, Osmeridae. The record is from RefSeq and is a predicted model, not a curated record. Gene Ontology annotation, cellular component: preribosome, large subunit precursor; cytoplasm; eukaryotic translation initiation factor 3 complex. Gene Ontology annotation, biological process: ribosomal large subunit assembly; rRNA processing. The transcript is spliced from 15 exons. The coding region runs from base 227 to 1888 and encodes 553 amino acids.
GACGUGCCAUAUCCACACACGUGCUAAUGAAACGUUCUUCUGCUAUCACACACUGACCAGACCGUGCCUGAAAUGGAGAACGCUCCUUGGAAUUGCGGGCAUUACGCCAUGAUUAAGUCACGAUAGCCUGUUAAUUUUCCACGUUUUGUCUUAUUACAUUGUUAGGUAUACAUAUUUGUUAUAGCCCCUCCCAAGCACUGCUUUUUUGUUACAUUUGGACACAAGCAUGGGGAAAUCAAAGACCAAACAUCAGAAGAAAUCUAGAUUACAAGCGAAUCAUGUGGCAGAAGAGACGUAUGCUUCUGCCCCACAUUCCUUCGUGUUUCAACGUGGGAAGGUUGGUAAGAAUGUCGGCCAACUAGUGAUGGACAUGCGGCGUGUCAUGGAGCCCUUUACAGCAGAGUCACUCAAGGUCAGGAAGAAAAACGUUCUCAAGGACUUUGUGUCAAUAGCUGGACCCUUGGGAGUAACACACUUUGCAAUAUUCAGCAAGACGCCCAGCAGUAUUAAUAUGAGGCUGGCUCGGCUGCCCAAGGGCCCCAUGCUUCACUUCCGCGUGAAGAAGUUCUCCCUCAUCAAAGAUGUGGUGUCUUCUCUGAAGAAGCACAGGAUGCAUGACCAGCAGUUCACCCAUCAUCCACUGCUGGUCCUCAACAACUUCAGCACAGAUGGCAUGCAUGUCAAACUCAUGGCCACCAUGUUUCAAAACAUGUUCCCGUCCAUUAAUGUGCAUAAGGUAAGCCUUAAUGCCAUUAAGAGGUGUGUUCUGCUGAACUACGAUCCUGAGUCACAGGAGAUAGAAUUUCGUCACUACAGCCUGAAGGUGGUGCCUGUGGGCAUGAGCAAAGGCGUCAAGAAGCUGAUGCAGGAGAGAUUCCCUAACAUGAACAAGUUGGAGGACAUCAGUGAGCUGCUGAUUAAAGGCGCGAACCUUUCGGAGAGUGAAGCAGAGCAGGAUGGAGACCACAACAUCACUGAACUGCCCCAAGUCUACUCUGGGAGAGGAAACAUGGCGGCAGAGCAGAGCGCUGUGCGAUUGACGGAGAUUGGUCCCCGUAUGACCCUGCAGCUGGUGAAGAUAGAAGAGGGCAUGGGGGAGGGCAGCGUCCUCUACCAUGCAGUCAUCUCAAAGACUGAAGAGGAAAUUCAGGAGAUCCUCAACCGGAAAGAGGCCCAGCUGAAAGAAAAGAGUCUGCGCAGGAAGAAGCAGGAGAAGAAUGUGGCCGAGAAAAAAGAGAGACAGGAGGAGAACAAGAAAAAGAGCUUGGCGGGUAUUAAGAGGAAGCACCAGGAGACUGAGGAGCAUGACAGUGAGGUAGAGGAUCCUGGGAUGCAGGAGGGCCAGACUGCAGCCUGCGAAUCCGAUGACGAGGUUGAAUACUACCGACAGGCUGUGGGGCAGGAGCCUGAUGAAGACAUGUUCCCUGCUUCCAAGAAAAGGAGAGAUUCGAGCAGACCCCCAAGACCCUUUAAGAAGAGGACACAGUCUCCUGGUGCUGAGAACAAGCAUAGUUCACACAGCAAGUCAGCGAGAAGACCUGGUCCAGGCGGUCCGCCGAGAGACAGAAGGGGAGGCGAUGGGGAGAGGAGGGGAGGGAAGACAUUUGGGGAGAGGCAGGGAGGGAAGAAAUUUGGGGACAGGGGCAAACAUUUUGAGGGCAAAAUGGGACCUGGUGGUAAGAGAUUUGGGGGAAAGAAACGUGAGGAUGCAGACAAAUUUGGAGGGAAGAAAAGGUUUGACGGAGGAAAGAAAUUUGGUGGAAAGAAAACAGGGGACAAGACUUUCAAAUCUAAUGGCCAAAAAGGCAAACCUCAUCCAGGCUUCAAGAAGAAGGGUACGGGUGGAGGAGCAAAGCAAAGCUUCAAACCGAGGAAGGGCAAAAGCUGACAUUCUCACGGUAGAAAUCUGUACUAGCAGACAUGGGGUGCACUGUCUUGCUGUACCACCAGGGGGCCUUCAUUGACAUGAACCUGGUGUUACUUAUAAACUGAUGUCACUGGGUUAUGCAAGUUAACCAGUUCUUGAAAGGAAACUGUAUUGCAUCAGAAGGAGGACUUUUCAGUGACAAUUCAGUGAUGCUGUUUUCUACCAUGUAAAAUAUUUGUAAAAAUGAUUUUGUUGAUAAAGGGUUGAGAUGUACGCAAUAUCUAAGACUUAUUUGUGAACUUAUUUGGUAGUUCUACCUGUGACAUAUACAUGACUUAAGUACAUAAAUUAGAUUAAAAACAUCCAUGUUGACACUUCCUCAAUUUGUGACUUAAAGAACAGAGCCCAAAGCCGGAAAUUAUUCCUCUAACUGUUUUGAAUACGGAAGUGGUGGUGGUGUGGUUGUCAUCUGCAUUGUAAAUCUGUACUGACAAUGUGUGAGUAAAGAAAACGUUGCUGUUGCAAGCGUCUUAAUAGCCAUCAGAGUCGCUUGCUGUGGAAAAAGCCAAGAUGACAAUGUAGGCCUAUAGAGGAGUUUGAGGACACCUUUAUGGUAUGAAACAUCUUUGCUUUGCUGUAUUUUAUGAUAUGUGAAUGGUACAAACCGACACAAUAAUGUAUGUACGAUGAAUAAUUUAAAUAAAAAGACCAAAUUAGACCAUCAGUCCUCUGCACCGUGUUUCAGGGACAGCCGUGCCUGUGGGGGGCGCUCGAACUUUCGUCGGGUACGACAUUUUCUUUUGCUCACGUCCCCUUUCCGAUGUUCUCUGGCCGCUGAGCGCACCGCGAGGAUGCCGUCGAACGAAUACGACGAUUCCAAGCCCAGCUGGGCCGAUCAGGUUGAAGAGGAAGGAGAUGAAGGUACCCUACCAUUAUCAAAAGAAACUAUCAAAGGAAAUA